Molecule: messenger RNA, 1450 nt
Organism: Abrus precatorius (Indian licorice)
Lineage: Eukaryota; Viridiplantae; Streptophyta; Magnoliopsida; Fabales; Fabaceae
Product: tetraspanin-8-like
Exons: 2
Coding region: 272-1075 (267 amino acids)
Biological process (GO): auxin-activated signaling pathway
Cellular component (GO): plasmodesma; plasma membrane
Source: RefSeq, a predicted model, not a curated record
AGACUAAACGAGGAAGAGCACCGGAAGCAGAUCAAGAAAAGAAAAAACGCGUUUAACCCCAACGUUCCUUGCUCCUUCGAUGACGAAAUCGCGUUUAUAGCUAACGUGGCGUGUGAAAUAAAAUCUAAAAUUCUCAACAGUUACAACUCGCAACAACCCCCACCCCAUAUAUAUACUCCAACCUUUCUCACUCUUUAUAUUAAUUAUUCAUUAUAUAUAAUUAUUCUUAAAACACUUUGAUUCCAUCACCAUCAUCGUCAUCAUCAUCAUCAUGGUUCGUUUCAGCAACAACCUGAUUGGAAUCUUGAACUUCCUCACCUUCCUCCUAUCGAUUCCCAUUCUGGUGGCUGGUGUGUGGCUCAGCAAACAAGGCAGCAGCGAAUGCGAGCGAUGGCUCGAGAGACCCGUCAUUGCUCUCGGCGUUUUCCUCAUGGUGGUUUCACUCGCCGGGCUCAUCGGCGCGUGUUGUCGCGUGUCGUGGCUCCUUUGGUUCUACCUCCUUGUCAUGUUCUUGCUCAUUGUUCUUCUCUUCGCUUUCACCAUCUUCGCUUUCGUUGUUACCAACAAAGGCGCAGGUGAAGCUUUUUCUAAUAGAGGAUAUAAGGAGUAUAGGCUUGGGGAUUACUCUAAUUGGUUGCAGAAGAGGGUUAAUAACACCAACACGUGGAACAGGAUCAAGAGUUGUUUGCAGUCUGGGAAACUCUGUUCUGAAUUCCAAUCUAAAUUUCUCAGCGACAACGUUGAUAAAUUCUAUACCGAGAACUUGUCUGCGCUUCAGUCUGGAUGUUGUAAACCUGCAGACGAGUGCCAUUUUACCUAUGAGAAUCCAACUACAUGGACUAAGGGACAGAAUGCUACUUACACCAACCCUGACUGUGAUGCUUGGAAUAACGAUCCCAACAUUCUGUGCUUCAAUUGCCAAUCAUGCAAGGCUGGCUUACUCCAAAACCUCAAGACUGACUGGAAGAAGGUGGCUAUUGUGAACAUCAUAGUCUUGGUCUUCCUCAUAAUUGUCUAUUCAAUUGGUUGUUGUGCAUUCAGGAAUAACAGGAGGGACAAUUGGAAGGGUCGUUAGAUUCAGUAUUAGCAUGUAGAGCACCAAGGCCAUAUGGUUUAUAUGCAGCCUUUUUUAUUUUUCUAUGUAUGCUGGACUGUUUUCAGUACAGUUCUUUUGCAGUUUUUUCUUUCCUAGUACCAUCUGUAAGUAGAUAAUGCUUUUGGACACACCUCAUUUCCUUCUGUACGAACACCUGAUAUUGUCCAUAUCUGAACAUUCACCCUCUACCUAAUUAAUGGUCUAGAAGUAUUUUAGAUUUUUGUGUUACCCGAUCAAAUUAUAUUGAUGUGUGAACUGGUGCAUUUCCAAAGUGUUAAUUGUCUAAAAGGGACAAAGUUAUACAAUGCCUAGAACAGAUAUUUUUUUUGGUUGCUGUCAGGCACACAAAUUGAC